Messenger RNA from Astrephomene gubernaculifera, 1191 nucleotides. NCBI's taxonomy places the organism in Eukaryota, Viridiplantae, Chlorophyta, Chlorophyceae, Chlamydomonadales, Astrephomenaceae. The record is from the annotation of a GenBank genome assembly.
CAUGCCAUGUAUAAGAGUUUACCGUGCAUACAUCAAUAACAGCUCUCUAGUCACAUCCUAACCGACUCCUAGCUGUUUCCUUCUAUCAAGGAUUGCACAUAGUAAUAGGUCGACCAAAAAUGUUCCACAUAAGCCCACUGCUUGGGUGGAGCGAAAGCUAGGGCUUGAACCGAAUGGGCAAGGGCAGUUCACGAUAUAUAGGAAGACCCAAAUGACGGUAUAUCUAUUAUAAAUAGUACAAUAGAAUACGGGAUAUCUCAUGCGCAAAUGGCGUGCAAAGCCCGACCGGGUCGCCAAGGGCGGGCCAGCAUGGAGCCUGGGGGGUAACAAAGUUCACGACGAGGACGCGCUUCGCUGGAAGCAUCUGGUGUCACAGCAGGAGGCGCUUGCACUGUUGAGCCAGGCUGGCCCAGGUACUCCCUGCUUACCGGCUAACCAUGUCGCCCCCGCCAUGGCGCCCGAGGCUUGCAGCAGCGCAGUGGACUACACACGGGCGCUGCAAGAUGACGCGCGGCAGGCCGUGUUCAAGCACUGCCAGCUAGUGUCCCGCCAUGAGCGGCUGCUGCUGGAGGGACAGGAGCGACUCAAGUAUGUGCAGACCCACAUGACGCAGCUGAAGGCCCAGCUGCAGCCGGGGCCGCCGGCGGGGUUACCGGGGGAACCACCGCCGCAUGCAGCUGCUGAGGCGGGCGGUCAGGCGACAGCACGGAAGGGCCCCGACGUGCAGGUGAUCCCGCUGCGGCGCCCCACCUGCUGGGCCUCCUGCUGCGGCCUGCUGGACCUGCCCGGGGAGCCGCUGCCGCUGCCGCUGCAGCCGACACAACCUGUACCACCACCACAUGCAGCAGCAGCAGCAGCAGCAGCUGCACUGCCGCUGCCGCUCCCGCUGCCGCCGCCCGCCUACUUCCAGGAAGCUGCCCAGGCCACCCUUGCGGCACGCAGGAGGCAGAUGGCCGCAUCGCAAGGAGGCGUGAGCAGCCCCCCACUAGGCAGCACGGGCGGAGCGGCCCGGGGCGCCCACCACCCGGGCGCGGAGGGCUCCGGAGGCGGCGCAUCGCAGCCCCUGCCCCUGCCCCUGCCACUCCCCCCCGCCGCAACCGCCGCCAGCAGUGCCCCUGCCCCUGCCAGCGCCCCCCCGCCGGGUCCGGGUCCCCAGCAGGAAGGCCCCGGGGUCCGGCAGCCGGCGGCUCC